Molecule: messenger RNA, 1975 nt
Organism: Sebastes umbrosus (honeycomb rockfish)
Lineage: Eukaryota; Metazoa; Chordata; Actinopteri; Perciformes; Sebastidae
Product: CMRF35-like molecule 1
Exons: 5
Coding region: 16-879 (287 amino acids)
Source: RefSeq, a predicted model, not a curated record
AGACGUACGAAUCGUAUGAGCAGCGUGAAGAUGAUUUUCUUCAUUUUGGUGUUUCUUCUGGGAGGUUUAUGGGAGACCGAAGCUGUAUCAGUAACAGGAGAGUUGGGAAAGAAGGUCACAAUAGAAUGCUCUCACGUCAACGCAUUUUCCAACGUGAAAUAUUUCUGCAAGGGAGCGUGUGCAUAUGAAGACGUCCUAAUAAGCAGCAAAACAAAUGGGAAAGAUUCAAAUUUGAAGUACAGUAUUAAAGAUGGAGGAAACACAUUCAGCGUGACCAUCUCUAGUCUGACAGAGGAUGACUCAGGAACUUACUGGUGUGGAGUAGAGAGAAUUGGUGUGGACACAUACAAUAAAGUAGUCAUCACAGUCAUACAGGGAAACACAAAGGACUCCCUACAAUCAAAUUCAAAGGCUUCAUUCUCUAAGAAGCUGGUGUACAUUGGAGCGGGUCUCGGGGUGGUUCUGCUGGCUCUGGCGAUUGUCCUUCUAAUAUUCUUCAGACAUCGAAACAGAGACAUCCACGCAGCUUCUGGAAAGGACCAUGACACGGUCUAUGCAACACAUUCCUGUCAGAAACAAGAUGGACACCACAUCACUACCUCCCCUUCAACAGCCAAUGAGGAUCAAGAAACAGACAGCAUCUCUAGCUCACCGACCGUUCAGCACCGAGACACCAGCGGAGAUCACACAGAGAACAUUUACUCCAAUGUCACCGUUUCAUCAGAGUCUCAGACCCAACCAGACGACCUCUUCUACUCCACUGUUAACUUCAACACGCACACAGACGGCAGCACUGUCACACCUCACACCGCAGCUCUUACAUACUCCUCUAUUAAACACGGAGCAACAGAUGAAUCAGCCGCCUAUUACAAGGUCUGAACUGAUCAUCCUCACUGUUAAGUGCAGUAUCUUUCUCUGCUGUAAGAGUUUGUAUGAUGCUAAACAGCAAACACAUUUCUGUACAACUAAAUCCACAGGUUGUUGUGAAUUCAUUAUUUUAAUAAUUCUGAAUUCAUUUAUUUCUUAACAUUCCUGCAGGACAGAUAAUAUAAUACAAAAUAUGUAGAUAAUUCCUAUAAAAAUAAUGUAUGAAAAUGAUCCAACAUGUUCAGUAGAUUUUAGAUUUUAACCUCAUAAAAAUAACAUCAUAUAAAAUCUAUACAUAGAUUUUCUUCUCUGUGUAUUUUCUGUGAAUGUUGUUGACAAGAGUUAGUGAAGAAGUGAAACAUGUUCACACACACACACACACACACACAUGCACGCGCACGCGCACACACGCACACGCACGCACACGCACGCACACACACACACACACGCACACACACACACACACACACACACACGCACGCACACACACACACACACACACACACACACACACACACACACACUCACACUCACACUGAGACGUGACAUGACACAAUGAGAUAGAAACUGAGAAAGUGAUGUGAGCAAAGGAAGAGGUUUUAGAGGACAAGCGUCACACCUACAGCUCUAACUGUUAUGAUUAACCUCAAGAUUUCCUGUGUUUCUCGAAAAGGAUGAAAGCAUUAGACUGAAUUUAGACUCAGUGACGUGGCCUGGGAGUCGCUGAAAGGUAAAGAAACCAGUAGACUUUAAGGAAAAUAAAAGGUGAGAGAGAAUUUAAGAAAGAUCACAAUGAGGAAAAUGCUCCUUCUCGGUAUCUGGCUGUUCUCUGGUGAGUACUUAAACCAACACAUUCUCCUUACAGUGUUGAUGUCCUUUAUUAUAUGGCUGGGAAUCAUGGCUUUUUUCCCAUUUUAGAUAUAAGAAAUGGUUGAAGACUGAAAAAUGUCCUAAAUAUUUCUCUAUAAGGGCGAUUAUGGUAAAAGGAUGAUUCUUAUUAAAACCACUGAUUAAAUGUGCAAAGAGAGGAUGCAGAGAGGGAAAUAUUAUCUCUGUGAUGAUACCAAGGAAAAUAUCCUGCAUGUGACCAUCCAUAGACUGACUCUGA